CUGAUUACAUUUUACACACUCUCUUACCUUGCAAAAGUCAGCUGCGGAUCAGGACCUGUCCAACGAGUUUUCAUUUGUUUUUAAGUCUAUUUACUUUUUGAAUUGUCCAACCUCUUGGGCAUGACAUUGGAUAUAUUAGGGCUGAUAAUAUAAUCAGAGCUGCAAGAUCAACACUGUUUGGAAAGAAAGAAAGGUGAACCAACUAAGACUCCAAGAAUGCUUGAGGCGGGGGCACUGCUGAAAUCCAGACAAGGCAAGAUUACGAUAAUUGUCAUCAGUGUGACCAUCUUCAUUAUUGUAGCAGCUGUUAUUGCUUCCAUUGUUAUAACAACCGUCCUUGGUAACAAAAAUGCUGGGCCUGAGCCGCGCUACUAUGAUGGAUCGUUUAGAAUGAGCUCCACGAUUUCUAAUAGAGACGCCAAUAGUGCUGAAUUUAAAGCAUUGUCAGUUCAGAUUGAAAGGCUUACAAAAGAAACAUUUGAAGGUUCAGUCCUCAAAGGUCUAUUCAGUAUGGCCAAAGUGAUCAGCUUGGGGUCCACUGAGAAUGUUCAACCAAGAUUAGUGAUCUUAUUCCAAGUUUUACCUGCAGAAAUGAAAAACUUUUCCUCCAUUCCUAUUCAAAAUAUAUUUCGAGAAAUUGCAUCUAGGUCAAGUUUUAACAUCGAUAAGGACUCUGUGCAAUUGAGAGAAAUCUCAGUUGCUGAAGCAGGGAAUCUCCUUUAUGGCGAUUGCGGUGUUGGAGGUCCUGAAACAAGUAGGAUAGUAGGAGGGAGUCCGGCACCUUCAAGAUCAUGGCCCUGGCAGGCCAGUCUGCGUUUGAAUGGGAUACACAAGUGUGGAGCCACUCUCAUCAGCAACACCUGGCUAACUUCUGCUGCUCACUGUUUUGAAUUAAGUACGGAUGUAAAUUCGUGGACAGUAGUGUUGGGUACUACAUUAUCAAGCCCUGGAAAUGGGCUAAAGCUCCGGAGGAUCAUAGUGCAUGAGUCUUUUAGCUUUACAGGAAAUGGAAAUGACAUUGCACUUCUUGAGCUGUCCGAUCCUGUCACUCUUCAACAAAACAUCCGCACUGUAUGUCUACCAAAGGCAUCUGACAACUUUCCUGAUGAUUCAUCAUGCUAUGUCACCGGGUGGGGAGCAGUUGAAUAUCGUGGCCGUACAUCACCUAUUCUACGACAAGUUGAAGUGAAGAUAAUCAAUUCAGAUAAGUGUGCUAGUCCUCUGAUGUAUGGAAGUCAAAUACAACCAUCAAUGCUAUGUGCUGGAUAUGAGAGUGGGGGAAAAGAUGCUUGCCAGGGUGAUUCUGGUGGUCCUUUGGUCUCUAUGCAAAAUACAAAGUGGUUCCUUGUUGGAAUUGUUAGUACUGGUGAUGAGUGUGCAUUACCUAACAGACCUGGAAUCUACACCAGAGUUACAUCGCUGCGCAACUGGAUUACCCAGCAGUCUGGAGUAUAAUGCCCAGGAGAAGAAGAAAUGUGGCGUGGAGGAACUUUAAUGGCCUGGAAAAAACACUGACAUUGGAAGACUGCUAGUGGAGACACAGGGCCGAUCCUAGGCAGGGUGCACAGGGUGCAUUGCA
Messenger RNA from Rana temporaria (common frog), 1579 nucleotides. RefSeq names its product transmembrane protease serine 11D-like. Gene Ontology annotation, molecular function: serine-type endopeptidase activity. Lineage: Eukaryota; Metazoa; Chordata; Amphibia; Anura; Ranidae. The transcript is spliced from 10 exons. The coding region runs from base 217 to 1455 and encodes 412 amino acids. The record is from RefSeq and is a predicted model, not a curated record. Gene Ontology annotation, biological process: proteolysis.